Pseudomassariella vexata is the source of this 1044-nucleotide messenger RNA. RefSeq lists its product as uncharacterized. The coding region runs from base 1 to 1044 and encodes 347 amino acids. The transcript has 4 exons. Lineage: Eukaryota; Fungi; Ascomycota; Sordariomycetes; Amphisphaeriales; Pseudomassariaceae. The record is from RefSeq and is a predicted model, not a curated record.
AUGCAGUUGAGGACCCUCAUUGGAACUAUCGCGCUUCUAGCGCAAGAGGUCUCUGCCCAGGCAGAGGCCGCGAUGCUGCGCUUUUCAUGCUCAAAGCUCACCAUCGAGCGUCUGGACCCCUUAGUCUCCCCCGGAGAAAUCCAGUCGCCACAUACUCACCAGGUUGGAGGCGGCAACUCGUUCAACGCCUCGAUGCCUCCUGAUUCCUACGACCCAGUCAAGGAGUCAACCUGCACAAGCUGCACAUUUUCUGAGGACUUCUCCAACUAUUGGACUGCCAACCUGUACUUUAAGGCGCGAAAUGGGACUUUCAAGCGUGUUCCCCAGCUCGCAAACCAGGGUCUCAAGGCGGAUGGAGGGUUGACUGUUUACUACAUCCCGCCAUAUGACGGCAAGUCCAACGUGACGGCAUUCAAACCUGGUUUCCGCAUGCUCGUCGGCGAUCCCAUGUUGAGAAAGUCCGAAGGCCAGCAACGCCAACUAUGCCAUCGUUGCUACAGCACCGUCUCGCAGAUUCCAUUCGGCGGGCCUCCCUGCACGGGAGACGACACCGCCGCGCUGCCCGAAAGCAUGUGCCAGGGCGGAAUCCGCACCACAAUCACGUUCCCUACGUGCUGGGAUGGCGUGAACGUCGAUAGCCCAGAUCACAAGUCCCACGUUGCGUAUCCCAGCACCGGCAUGUUCGAGACCACUAGUCCGUGUCCGGAGAGCCACCCCGUGGCGCUUCCCCAGGUUAUGUACGAGGUUGUAUGGGAUACUAGACAAUUUAACAACAAGGAUCUCUGGCCGACGGAUGGCUCUCAGCCGUUCGUGUACAGCAUGGGUGAUCAGACUGGAUACGGACAGCACGGUGACUACCUCUUCGGUUGGAAGGACGAUGCGCUUCAGAGGGCCCUGGAUGCUCGAUGCUCCAAUGACAAGUGCAGUGAACUCAAGUCCCAGACGGCUGAGGAAGCCAUGAAAUGCGUCAACAAACAGCUAAUCCCCGAGGACACUGACGGAUGGAUGGCUACGCUUCCGGGUAACAGGACUAUUACUUGGUGA